Messenger RNA from Penicillium riverlandense, 1251 nucleotides. RefSeq names its product histidinol-phosphate transaminase. NCBI's taxonomy places the organism in Eukaryota, Fungi, Ascomycota, Eurotiomycetes, Eurotiales, Aspergillaceae. The transcript is spliced from 3 exons. Gene Ontology annotation, biological process: L-histidine biosynthetic process. Gene Ontology annotation, molecular function: pyridoxal phosphate binding; L-histidinol-phosphate:2-oxoglutarate transaminase activity. The record is from RefSeq and is a predicted model, not a curated record. The coding region runs from base 1 to 1251 and encodes 416 amino acids.
AUGGCAGCCCGCACAUCACCCUUCGACUUGUCAAAAUGUGCACGACCGAAUAUCCUGCAAUUGCAGCCCUACCGCUGUGCCAGAGAGUUCAGUGACUACAAAGAUGACGGGACGAACGUGCUCCUUGACGCCAACGAGAAUGCCUACGGCCCCGGUCUGGUCCUGAACAGUGAGGGCGCAUUGCAGGCAGAUGGCGCGGGAGGUUCAACAGGCGCAUCGAAGCCUGAGAUUGAUUUCCUGGGGUUGAACCGGUACCCGGAUCCUCACCAGAUCGAAUUGAAGCAGCUCUUCUGUAACCUUCGCAAUACUCACCACCACACCCCCAAGACCCUGCGACCGGAGAACCUCUUCGUCGGCGUCGGCUCCGACGAGGCCAUCGACGCGCUGCUCCGGUGUUUCUGCGUGCCGGGCAAGGACAAGAUCCUGACCUGUCCGCCAACAUACGGCAUGUACAGCGUCAGCGCGCAGGUCAAUGACGUCGCGAUCGUCAAGGUCCCCCUCGACGCAGCCAAUGGGUUCCAUCUUCAGCCGGACAAGGUCAACGAAGCACUCUCGGCAGACCCGUCCAUCAAGCUGGCCUAUAUCUGCUCCCCCGGGAAUCCGACGGCGAACCUGAUCCGCAAGGAAGACAUCCAGGCGGUGCUCGAGCACCCGACGUGGAACGGGGUGGUGGUCGUCGACGAGGCAUACAUCGAUUUCGCCGAGGAGGGCGCCAGCCUCGCCGAAUGGGUAACCGAGUGGCCGAACCUGGUCGUGAUGCAAACGCUCAGCAAAGCGUUUGGGCUAGCAGGGAUCCGACUAGGCGUGGCGUACAGUUCACCCGCGAUCGCCCAGCUGCUCAACAGCCUCAAAGCACCAUACAACAUCUCCAGCCCGACCAGCGCGCUUGCAACGGCCGCGUUGUCCGCGCCCAACAUGGCCGUGAUGCGCCGCUACCGCACGCAGAUCGUCGCCCAGCGCGAGCGGCUCCUGCGCGAGCUCCCGCUAAUCCCGGGCGUGGGCCGGUUCCUGGGCGGGCACGCGGCCAACUUCCUGCUGGUGCAGAUCCUUGAUAAGGAUGGGUCACCCAGCAAUGUCACCGCGGCGGCGACUUACGAGGCUAUGGCGGAGAAGCGCGGCGUGGUCGUGCGCUUUCGAGGUAAGGAGCUGGGCUGUGAGGGUAGUCUUCGGAUCACGGUUGGGACGGAGGAAGAGGUGACUACGUUCUUGCGUGAGUUGCGAAGCGUGCUGGCGGGACUGCAUGCUAGCUAG